AUGCACAAAGUUAAAUCUUUUGCCCGAUCCAAAGCGCAUGCUCACGGAUUCAAUCCCUGGUCGAACGAAGCGGGCCAGCAAACCCCUGGUGCCGUAGAACUAUCCCAAACUCAAAGUCCGACAACGGCAGCCGCUCGACGCGGCAGCACAGUAGCAGGACCAUCAUCCGACCCCAACGAUCUCCUAAAUGUUGUCUCUGAGCCGACGGGACGCCGGGGGGCGUCCCCAGAUACUCGUCGCUCGAGUGCCAUCUCCAGAAAGUCUCGUACAGAACCGAAGGAGCCCGAAAUCAUCACCGCCCCAACUAUCGACACUAUUAAUACCGAACGUUCAGUGCACUUCACAACCGGCGACGGAAGGAAUAAUACCGAAAACGUCGGGGAACCACCCGACAACCCUCAAGAAGGAAAGGAGCAGAGUCUCUUGAAACGAUUCAAUAAGACGUUCUUUCAAAUUCUUUUUCAUUCAUGGAUCAACAUUCUUCUGGUGUUUGUUCCUAUCGGUAUUGCCGUCGAAAUCGCGCACUUGGACCCUACUAUCGUCUUUGCGAUGAACUGCAUUGCCUUGGUUCCUCUAGCCGGGAUGUUAAGCUAUGCGACGGAGAGCGUCGCGCACCGCCUCGGCGAUACUAUUGGUGCUUUGAUGAACGUAACUUUUGGAAAUGCGGUUGAACUUAUCGUUUUUAUCGCACUUGCUAAGGAUGAAAUAUCCGUCGUACAAGCAUCCAUAAUUGGCAGCAUUUUGUCCAAUCUCCUUUUGAUUCUUGGAAUGAGUUUUCUCCUUGGUGGUCUCCGUUUCCGAGAACAGAUCUACAAUAGCACUGUCACGCAAAUGAGCGCUUGCUUACUGAGCAUCAGCGCCCUCAGUCUGCUGCUUCCGACGGCCUUCCACGCUUCUUUCUCCAACGCCGAUCUUGCGGAUAUCGCAACCUUGCGAAUCAGCCGUGGUACCAGUGUGAUCUUAUUAUUGAUCUAUAUCAUCUACCUGCUAUUCCAACUUCGGUCUCAUGCUUACUUGUAUGCAUCGAUACCUCAACAUGUUAUCGACGAGGAAUCCCACCCUGGUAUCCUUCAUCAUCUUGGUAGCUCGUCAUCAUCAUCGUCGUCUUCGUCUCGACGCAGUUCAAUGUCUUCGAGCUCCUCUAGUUCGUCUGGUGGCUUUGCUCGCUCUAUUCGUGACAGGAUUCGUCGGAUGAGCCACCCAGACCAAGAAGGCAGAAAUAGCACGCGCUCGUCAGCAGCGUCUCACCCGUCUCACCCCUCAUCCCCAGAACACGACUUAGAGCGUAGGGGUCGCCCUAUUUUCACCUCCGAGAAGCCUGCUCUCCCAUCGUUCAGUUACUCAAAUACAGCCGGCCAAGAUGUUGCUAUUUUCGAUGGCGAAGAUCGUCAACAGAACGCCGACGGUCCUUCAGACCACGGUAACCGAGAAUCGAGAGAGGAAAAUCCUGAGCUGACUAAAGCGAAGCACUCAUUACGUGCGAUGGCUCCUAAGUUGUUUUCGAGAUCUGGUGCCUCACCUUCUCCUACACCUACGCCUAUCGCCAUUGCUCCGGGAUUGGUAGCGGAACAAAUCCGGCCUCUUGCCCGUAGGGCUACUUCCCUUCCACCCCGUCUCACUGAGGAAGUUUCUGCGCGUGACAUGUUACCGUACAUGAUACCUUUGAAUGUCUCGGAUGAUUCCCUCGACGACUCCAAGGAAAAACAGGUUAUCAGUCGUACAUCUGCUAUCAUUCUACUGCUAGGUUCUACUGGUCUUGUGGCCGUAUGCGCCGAGUUCAUGGUUUCCAGUAUCGACUCUGUUAUCAUUUCGACAGGUAUCUCUGAAGCAUUCGUUGGUUUGAUCCUUCUUCCGAUUGUGGGUAAUGCCGCAGAGCACGUAACCGCCGUCACCGUGGCCGCAAAAAAUAAAAUGGACUUGGCCAUUGGCGUUGCGGUUGGUAGUAGUAUCCAAAUUGCACUUUUCGUCACUCCACUUGUUGUACUUCUUGGUUGGAUCUUGGAUAAGGAUAUGGGUCUUUAUUUCAACAUUUUCGAAACCGUUGCACUAUUUACUAGCUGCUUCGUUGUUAACUUCUUAGUGUUGGAUGGACGAAGUAAUUAUCUCGAGGGCGCACUGCUCUGUGCGUCGUACAUAAUCAUUGCGGUCGCUGCAUUUUUCUACCCCAACGAAGAGCAACGUUCGCCAAUCGGCGCGGGGCCAAAUUAG
This is a messenger RNA of Orbilia oligospora ATCC 24927, 2208 nucleotides long. RefSeq lists its product as uncharacterized. The transcript is spliced from 7 exons. Gene Ontology annotation, cellular component: fungal-type vacuole membrane. Gene Ontology annotation, molecular function: calcium:proton antiporter activity. Lineage: Eukaryota; Fungi; Ascomycota; Orbiliomycetes; Orbiliales; Orbiliaceae. Gene Ontology annotation, biological process: intracellular calcium ion homeostasis; calcium ion transmembrane transport. The coding region runs from base 1 to 2208 and encodes 735 amino acids. The record is from RefSeq and is a predicted model, not a curated record.